AUGGCAUCUCCGUCAAUCGAGAACAUUGGCGGGGUUGCUCCCCUUCUCCUCAUCAUAGCACUGCUCUGUAUGCCCUCUGGCAUCGGUGGUGGCGUCCUCUUCGUUCCAGUACUCCGCCUAAUUGGUGGCUUGCAACUGAAGGAGUCAACAGCACUGAGCCAGGCAUUAAUUGCCUCAGCAUCAUUGGCUGCUACUCUCUUCAAUUGCUUUGAGCAGUACUCCGCUAGGAAUGAUCCUAAAGCCCUCAUCGUGUGGCCCUUUGUUAUCCUCACUCUGCCCUGCACUGUCAUCGGUUCCCUCAUAGGCGUUUACCUCUACUCCUGGCUCCCAUCACUAUUCAUCCUUAUUCUGUAUUUCUGUUUCGUCUGUCUGGGAAGCUUCAUGGCCUACCGGAAAGGAAUCAGGCUGUGGAAAGCUGAGAAUGGGGCUAAGCGGAGAGCCGUUGAUGGAGAUUCUACCGACAUGAGUCGAUCAUCGGAGGUUACUGUAGAGGUCCCGUCUCUUCUGAGAAUGCCGAACAUGAAGAAGCUUGCUGCCUACACGAGUAUCGCUGCUCUGAUAUGGGCAGUGUGCCUCAUUUUCCCGCUUCUUACAGGAACUCAUCCACUCCAAGUAGUAUUCGACUUGAGUCCCAGCUUGUGUGAUGAGCAGCAGGAUGAUGUAGCAGCUACUCCCUCAGGUGUGAUUGGAGUCCCUUUUUGUGAAGAGGCUUUUUGGGGUCUUGCCGCGCUGCAAGCUCUUAUACUCCUCCUUAUCCCUACUGGCUACGUGGUUGCUAAACGUACUGCCGAAACUGCCAGAGUUGGCCUAGUCCUAAUGACUAGCAUGAUUGUUAUCGGUCUGAUAUCCUCUAUUGUCGGGAUAAGUGGAGGGCUCUUCAUGAUUCCCGUUGUCCUUUCGCUCGGGCUUGAUCCUAAGCAGGCUACAGCCACUACCUCGAUAGUCAUUUUCGCUACAAGCACCAGUACGGCUCUGUCAUUUGCAUUGGGUGGUUACUUCCCUCCUGCCUCGGACUUGUGGAUCGUUGUCAUGCCUUUUAUUGGAGCUCUUCUGGGCAAGACCAUAGUGGCAAGGCUCAUAGCAAAGACAGGGCGUAUGAGUAUACUUGUCUUACUGCUUGGUACCGUGGUCAUUAUAGGCGGGAUAACCACUAUUUCUACUGGUAUCGUCUCUGUGGUUAACGGUGCCCUCAACGGAGAUGAGGUUGUGCAGUUUGGUAGCUUCUGCUAA
Molecule: messenger RNA, 1230 nt
Organism: Perkinsus marinus ATCC 50983
Lineage: Eukaryota; Perkinsozoa; Perkinsida; Perkinsidae
Exons: 4
Coding region: 1-1230 (409 amino acids)
Biological process (GO): protein ubiquitination
Cellular component (GO): Cul4A-RING E3 ubiquitin ligase complex; membrane
Source: RefSeq, a predicted model, not a curated record